UGAAUAUGAAUUUCUAGACUAAGGUUAGACUUCAGAGUAUUAUAGAUGUUUAACCCAUGCAUGUUUCCAUUAUUCUCAUUGACUAGCUCGGAGUUAAAAAAAUAAACAAAUAAAUUUUGCACGUAUUUUGCAAAUAAAUUAAACAAUUUGAUAGUCUGUCAGUUUGCUAGAGAAAAUCAUCUAGUUAUGAGUACAAUUGAUUAAGUUGUUAAACUAUAUAUUCUGCUUUGUUAAAGUACUUAUUAGAUGAUGGAGAAAAUUUCUGCACUAGUGUUCCUAUAAGCCAGAAGAAAGAUAGAUGGUCAUGAUGGGGAGCUUCAAACAUUUCAUCCUUGCAUUUCUUGUUGGUUUUGCCCUUAUAUAUCUAAUUGAUGCUCAGGAUCAAACAGGCUUCAUAAGCAUAGCCUGUGGAUCACCAGCCAAUUCUAGCUUUUCAGAGCCAACAACAGGCAUAAAUUACGUUUCGGAUGCGGCAUUCAUAGACACUGGUAUAAGUCAACAGAUAUCAGCUGUAUAUAAAGAUGGCUAUCAACAUCAAGUAUGGAAUCUCAGAAGCUUUCCUCAAGGAAUCCGAAACUGUUACAACAUAAGCAUUGUGCAAGGUACUAAGUAUCUGAUCCGAGGAACUUUCUUAUAUGGGAAUUAUGAUGGACUAAGUAAGUUACCACAAUUCGAUAUCCAUAUAGGAGUGAAUAUGUAGGAUACGAUCAACAUAACAGAUAUGUCCCUUGAUUUCUCCACGGAGCUCAUACAUGUCCCAUAUCAAAAUUAUUUACAAAUCUGUCUUGUAAACACGGGCUUCGGGGUGCUAUUUAUAUCGGCAAUAGAGUUAAGGCCAUUGGGCAAUAAGACGUAUUUAUCAAAUUCUGGAUCAUUGGCACUCUUCGCUCGCUUGGACGUGGGUUCAGUAACUGGCAAAACAUA
Molecule: messenger RNA, 924 nt
Organism: Quercus robur (English oak)
Lineage: Eukaryota; Viridiplantae; Streptophyta; Magnoliopsida; Fagales; Fagaceae
Product: probable LRR receptor-like protein kinase At1g51890
Exons: 2
Coding region: 299-700 (133 amino acids)
Source: RefSeq, a predicted model, not a curated record